Molecule: messenger RNA, 2282 nt
Organism: Eruca vesicaria subsp. sativa (arugula)
Lineage: Eukaryota; Viridiplantae; Streptophyta; Magnoliopsida; Brassicales; Brassicaceae
Source: the annotation of a GenBank genome assembly
UCGACCUUGAAAGUUGAAAGUAAAAAAAAAAAAAACAUAUCCCUUUCCUCAAGAAAUCUACCAAUACCAAGACCUUUUCUCAUCUCCUCCAUCCUCUUCGUUUAUUUUAAUUUUCUAAUUCUAGGGUUAGGGCUCUUAAUCGAUUUCGCGAAAGAUCUAAAAUCUAGAAAUGGGUGGAGAAGGAGAUUCGAGUAAGCCGCUGACUUCCGUCGAUGCCACCGGCGAAGGAGAAGGAGAAAGAGGAUCUCUCGUGGCCGUCAACGUCAGAUGCUCGAACGGAUCCAAAUUUAGCGUGAGCACGAGUCUCGAUUCGACGGUGGAAUCCUUCAAAGAGCUGGUUGCGCAGAACAGCGACGUCCCAGCGAAUCAGCAGCGAUUGAUUUACAAAGGUCGCAUCCUCAAAGACGAUCAAACGCUUCUCAGCUAUGGUUUGCAGGCUGAUCACACCGUUCAUAUGGUUAAAGGCUUUGCGCCAUCUUCCGCACCACCUCCUCCUUCUGCUCCUGUUACCACUGCACCUUCUGUUACUCAAGAUAACUCCUCAAAUCUGGGAGAAUCUUUGUUCCCUGGGCUUGGAUUCAACCCUCUAGGUGGUGGUGGUGGUGGUGGUAACGCUAUGGCUGGGUUGUUUGGAGCCGGUCUUCCGGAUCUUGAGCAGGCUCAGCAACAACUAGCUCAGAACCCUAACAUGAUUAGAGAUAUGAUGAACACACCAGCCAUCCAGAAUCUUAUGAACAACCCUGAGUUUAUGAGGAGUAUGAUCAUGAGUAACCCUCAGAUGCGUGACCUUGUUGAUCGCAACCCUGAGCUUGGCCAUGUGCUUAAUGAUCCUAGCGUCCUUAGGCAGAGUCUGGAAGCUGCGAGAAACCCGGAGAUAAUGAGGGAGAUGAUGCGGAAUACUGAUAGGGCCAUGAGUAAUAUUGAGUCUAUGCCUGAAGGGUUUAACCAUCUUAGGCGUAUGUAUGAGAAUGUCCAGGAGCCGCUCAUGAAUGCUACUUCUAUGUCCGGGAAUGGUGGGAACAAUGCGGCUUCUAAUCCUUUUGCUGCUCUCCUUGGGAGCCAGGGGGUUACUACUACACAAGGUAGCGAUGGUUCUAAUAAUUCUUCGACUCCUAGUGCUGAAACGGGGACAGGAAAUGGUGUUCCCAAUGCAAACCCGCUUCCUAAUCCUUGGGGUGCUACUGCUGGCCAGACAAAUGCCCCAGGAAGAACAAAUUCUGGUGUGGAUGCGAGAAGCACUGGACUUGGUGGUCUAGGAGGACUUGGUGGUCUUGGGGGCCUUGGUGGACUGGGUAUGCUUGGAGCGGAUUCACCUCUUGGUGCCACUCCAGAUGCUUCUCAGUUGAGCCAGAUAUUGCAAAAUCCAGCCAUGUCCCAGAUGAUGCAAAGCAUGCUUUCCAAUCCACAAUACGUGAACCAGCUUAUCAAUCUCAACCCACAACUCCGAAGUAUGCUUGAUUCGAAUCCUCAGUUGAGGGAAAUGAUGCAGAACCCAGAUCUCCUUCGUCAAUUUAGCUCCCCUGAGAUGAUGCAGCAAAUGAUGACUCUACAACAAAUACUUUCGCCUCAGAAUAGGAAUACGACCAGCCAGGAACCAGGGCAAACUGGUGGUGCUGUCGCAGGAGCAGGCGGCAAUAACGGAGGAGGGCUGGAUUUAUUGAUGAAUCUAUUUGGCGGUCUUGGUACUGGCGGCCUGAGUGGCACAAACCAACCCAAUGUUCCUCCUGAGGAACGCUUUGCGACACAGUUGCAGCAGCUACAAGAAAUGGGAUUUAUUGACACAGCAGAGAACAUAAGGGCUUUGCUUGCAACCAAUGGAAAUGUUAACGCUGCUGUAGAACGACUCUUGGGCAGUAUUGGCCAGUAGCAGCAGCAGCAGGAUCUUGAAACUUGUGGAUAGAAAAAGCCGCGUCAAUACGGUAUUGGUGGUCAUCGUCUCUCUUCACCCAUCAUCUCCCCAAAACCUUUUUUUAAUAUAUUUUGGGUCUUGGUCGUUUUAUCUCAGAUUUUAUUUGAAGUUGUUACAACACAGUACAUCUGUAAGACCUGGUUUGGCAACUUGGAAUGGCUACUACGUUUUACGUUUUCCUAAAAGAUUUUCGUUCUGAUGUGGUGUUGUUCAUCGUUAAGAGAUUUCAAAUAGGUUUUUUUGUUUGAUGCACUUUUAGGAUAAGUAUCGAGGAUAAGUCAAAACUGAAACUGAACCGAACAACAAAAAGAUUUUUUUUCGCUCGGCUUGAUUACUUCCUGUGUUAAUAUGAUAAAUGAAAAAUAUCAUUAUC